AUGGAAAUAUUCAAAAUUACACAAAAUGGUUUUACAAGAUUGUCGUUGUACCCGGAAUGUAAAGGUUUUACAAGAUUGUUAACUGUGUUAAGACUAUUCAAUCUUAAGGAAAUAGGUGGGUGGACAGAUAAAAGUUUUAGUGAAUUACUUGAAUUGUUGACAGAAAUGCUUCUAGAAGGUAACACUUUGUCAAACCGUACUUAUGAGGCCAAGAAAAUUUUGUGUCCAAUGGGUUUGGACAAUGUCAAAAUACAUGGUUGUCAUAAUGAUUGCAUCUUAUAUAAGAAAGAGUUUGAAAACUUGAACGAGUGUCCGAGGUGUGGGGUGUCGCGCUACAAACAGAAGGACAAAGGUGUUGAUGACGAUGAUGGUGCAACUAGCAAGGAUGUUCCUGUCAAGGUGAAGUGGUACCUACAGAUGAUUCCAAGGUUCAAUAGAUUGUUUGUUAAUGUUAGUGACGCAAAGAAUACUAGAUGGUAUGCAGAUAAAAGAGUGUAUGGAAAAAUUCGCCAUGUAGCUGAUUCAUUGCAAUGUAAGAAAAUUGAUUCCUUGUUUCCAGAUUUUGCUAAUGAACCAAGGAACCUUAGGCUUGGACUUUCCACCGAUGGAAUGAACCCUUUUGGUAAUUUAAGUACUAACCAUACGUCAUGGCCUAUUCUUCUCUUAAUUUACAACCUAUCUCCACAGUUGUGCAUAAAGCGCAUGUAUAUGAUGCAACCGAUGAUGAUUUCGGGUCCAAAACAACCAGGGAACGACAUAGAUGUUUAUUUAUCACCAUUGAUUGAAGAUUUAAUACUUUUGUGGGAGGAAGCUGUUGAUGUUGAUGAUGCGUAUACAUGUGAUAACUUUAAGUUGCGUGCCAUGUUAUUUUGCACAAUCAAUGACUUUCAUGCAUACUGUAAUUUGUCUGGGUACAACAUUAAGGUUCAGCAGGUGUGUCCUAUAUGUGAAGUUGAUACAUGUUGCCACCAAUUAUCAAAGGGAAAAGAGACAGUUUAUCUUGUGCAUCGAAGAUUUUUAAGAGCUAAUCAUCCGUAUCGUAGACUGCGCAAGGCUUUUAAUGGAGAGCAGGAGUAUGGUAUCGCUUCAAAACCCUUAACUGGGAAGGAAGUUUAUAUAAUACAACAACAUAUUAAAUUUGUCUUUGGAAAGAAACAGAAAAGGCUCGUGGAGAAAAAUUCUUGGAAAAAGAGGUCGGUUUUCUUUGGAUCUUCCAUAUUGGUCAAGUCUUGA
Messenger RNA from Vicia villosa (hairy vetch), 1233 nucleotides. RefSeq lists its product as uncharacterized. The coding region runs from base 1 to 1233 and encodes 410 amino acids. The transcript has a single exon. Lineage: Eukaryota; Viridiplantae; Streptophyta; Magnoliopsida; Fabales; Fabaceae. The record is from RefSeq and is a predicted model, not a curated record.